UCUGCAAUAGCAGAGAUUUCCGGUUCGUCACAAAUGGCCAUAUCUUCUCUUCACCUUUUCGUCUUCAUAGUCAAUAUUGUUAAAGUCAUAGUAGCAAGCCAAUAUGAUCGCACAAAAUCAUCAUGGUGUGGGAAACAAUUGACACCUAUUAAAUUCCCAUUCAGACUCAGAGACAGCCAGCCUAAGAGCUAUUGCCGCACUGACUUUGAUCUAUUUUGCACUAGUAAGAACGAGACGGUGCUUCAUCUGCCGUUUGUUCCAAUUAAUUUUUAUGUAUCUGGUAUAGAUUAUCAUUCACAAAAAAUUGGAGUAUACAUCCCAGAUGAUCAAUGGUCUCGUAAAAACCCCGGCUUAGAAUUCAUCAAUCUGUCAAGUUCUCCUUUUCGAUUCACUCACGGGUUCUCUCACGUUACGCUACUGAAUUGCCCUUCACAACCAUCUCCUUCAGGGAUACCCUGCCGUCCUGGUGGGCAUAGCCAUAGCAUUUGUCCCGUUUUUUCCAAUAGCCAUAUUGAGUACUACCGGCAGUUCGUUUCUUGUAGCAAGAUGUACGACUUUGGCUCACCAGUUGAUCCUAAUGACAUGAGCAAACUCAUGGGUCCAUUUUCACUGACAUGGUAUUAUGAAGAACAACACAAGAAAGAAAAUGGCUCUGGACAGGAAUUCAAAUGUCAAAAUAGAGUCCAACAAAGAAAAGGCCCAUCUAAAAAAUCAAAAGCGAUCGCAGGUUCAACAGCAGGUUCAUUUGUUAUCCUGAUGAUGGUAGUUAUCGCAAUUCUUUAUGCGUAUCCUUCAGACAAAGAUGCAGAAAACCGACUGCGAAUUGAGAAGUUUCUAGAGGAAUACAGGGUUUUUCAGCCAUCAAGAUAUGCCUAUGCAGACAUUAAAAGAAUCACAAAUAAGUUCCAGAAGAAGUUAGGACAAGGAGCUUAUGGAACAGUGUUUAAAGGGAAGCUUUCCAAUGACAUUCUUGUAGCAGUGAAGGUCCUAGACAAUAACACAAGAGGAAAUCGGGUGGAGUUCAUCAAUGAAGUUGCAAUAAUGGGACGGAUCCACCAUGUCAAUGUGGCUCGCUUGGUUGGUUAUUGCGCGGAUGGAUUAAGAAGAGCUCUUGUUUAUGAGUUCUUAUCAAAUGGUUCACUAGAGAAGUAUUUAUCAUCCAAGGCCAGCAAUAAAAAGUGCUCGCUAAGCUGGGAGAAACUGCAGCAGAUUGCCUUAGGAAUAGCCAAGGGAAUUGAGUAUCUCCACCAAGGCUGCGAUCAACGGAUCCUUCAUUUCGAUAUCAAACCCCGAAACAUUUUGCUGGACCGAAACUUCAUUCCAAAAAUUGCCGAUUUUGGUCUUGCGAAAUUGUGUUCUAAGGACACGAGUAUCGUGUCAAUGACUACGGCACGAGGGACCAAGGGAUAUAUUGCACCGGAAGUGUUCUCAAGAAACUUUGGAAAUGUAUCUUACAAGUCAGAUGUUUAUAGUUUUGGGAUGUUAUUGCUUGAAAUGGUAAAAGGAAGUUGGAAAUACAAUAGUGGCUGGAAAGUGGAGAAUGCAGAUGAAAUAUACUAUCCCGAGUGGAUCUAUAAUAUGCUAGAAGAAGGAGAGCUUAUGAUCAAAAUUCAAGAAGAGCCUGAUGCUAAAAUUGCGAAGAAACUUGCAUUUGUCGGACUUUGGUGUAUCCAGUGGCAUCCAGUGAGUCGUCCGACCAUGAAGUUUGUUGUUCAAAUGUUGGAAGCCGGAGAAGAACUAACCAUGCCGCCGAAUCCGUUUGCCUCUGUUGGUCUAACAAACCCAAAUAACAAGAUUCCGACAAGGGUGCCUAUGGCUAUGGAGUUGGAAACUAUUGAUGAAAGAGUAUAGGAUUUAUAUUCACUACCAAUUAAAGUCUAAGCAUUAUAAAUGUCCCUAUAAAAAUCACUAUUAUUUUUUUUUUGUUCUAAUAAAUUUGUGUAUCUAGUUCAAGUGUAACUUGGAUAAUGAAAUUUUCUCGUGUGAUUUGUGAUACACGUCUUUUUAAGAUGAGAGAGGAUUAUAAUUGCACUCCAA
Molecule: messenger RNA, 2037 nt
Organism: Morus notabilis
Lineage: Eukaryota; Viridiplantae; Streptophyta; Magnoliopsida; Rosales; Moraceae
Product: rust resistance kinase Lr10
Exons: 3
Coding region: 34-1851 (605 amino acids)
Biological process (GO): protein phosphorylation
Molecular function (GO): polysaccharide binding; protein kinase activity; ATP binding
Source: RefSeq, a predicted model, not a curated record